AUGUCGGAAGCUGGCGAAGGUCACAAACGCACUAAGUCUUCUGCCCUGUCCCUUUUACGGCGGAAGGAGGGCCGGGAUGGUACCGUGUCGUCAGAGGAAGGUUGCACGUCUUCGCUGCCAAAUACAGCACCUCGAGGACAUAGCUCGAAACCAUCAACAGGCGCAGCUAGCUUGAUGCGGUCGACAUCCAAUGUUCAUGUGAAUAAAAUGUCUAUGCCACCCCCCGGCACUUCUCAUGACAAGCCAGUUUCCAUCGAACAAUCCGUGCGCAAAUUCCGAAUAUUCGAGGCGUUGAGGAACGGGGAUACGGCAUCAAUAUCGAAAGCGAUCAGGGAGAGCAGCGGUGCCCGAAUAAGCACUUCAAGCGCUACAGAAGCUGGGGUGUCCGGAGGACUGGAAGAUACUACCAUACUUCACCUUGCCAUUCAAUGCGCAGAGUUGCCAGUAAUCGAGUAUAUUUUGUCAGAUGGAGCUGGCACGAUCGAUAUUAAUGAGCGGGACAAAGAUGGAAAUACUGCCUUACACCUUGCAGCGUCCCAAGGAAGAGCACAGGUUGUGCGGCUACUUCUAGAUCAACCCGGUGCAAAUGACUCAAUUCCAAAUUACCAAGGCCGAUUGCCACUUGACCUUGCUCGAACCCCCGAUAUAUUCCAGCAGCUACAACUCUCCCGAUCGAUAUUCGUCGAUAGCAAGAUCCGACAGGUGCAAGCGUUAGUUCAGCAAGGGGACUACAAGAGGCUUGGGGAGGUUCUGGACGAGCCGCGUGUGAAGACGGUAUUGGAUAUAAAUGGAGGGGAAUUUGCGUCUGAUAUUACGACGAUCCAAUCGGGAGGAACCUUGUUGCACGAAGCAGCGAGAAAGAAAAAUACUGCCCUUAUCCAGGUGCUCCUCCUCCACGGUGCUGAUCCAUUCCGUCGAGAUCGGAGGGGGAAGUUGCCGCAAGAGACGACGAAGGAUGAUAGUACAAGGGCCAUGCUCAAAAGGUCUCCGGCUGCUGUUGCAGCACAACGUGGUAUUCAGGAGAAGGCGGUUUUAGGGAACGCCUCCCAGCAAGCUUCGAGCGGUGGCACCGGCGAUGCUCUCGCGGGGAAAGAGGGCCGAGAAAUGAAGGGUUAUUUGAAGAAAUGGACCAAUUACCGGAAAGGAUAUCAGUUGCGCUGGUUUGUUCUGGAAGAUGGAGUGAUGAGUUACUACAAACAUCAAGACGAUGCAGGUUCGGCCUGCCGUGGCGCCAUUAAUAUGCGUAUCGCGAAACUGAAUAUGGAUCCAACUGAGAAGACAAAAUUCGACAUCAUAGGAAAGUCUUCUGUAAAGUACCACCUCAAGGCCAAUCACGAAGUGGAAGCGAAGAGAUGGUUCUGGGCCCUCAAUAACUCGAUUCAGUGGACAAAAGACCAGGCCAAGGAAGAAAACAGACUGAAGCAGAAGAGCGCGGAACUUCUUAGACAGGCCAAAGCCGAGCAUGCCAUUUCUGGUUCAGGGAAUCAAACAUCCACUACUGAGCUUGGCAGCGAGACCACAAGCCUUCAUGCCACAGAAACUCGAAGGAGCAGCCAUCAAGCUAAUCGAUUAGCGCCUCAGUCGAGCAAGAAUAGCACUAGCCAGAGGGUGGCGUUCAAUACAGCUGGGAGUGUGGGAGAAGAUGACGAAGGUACCGCCUAUGGUUCGUAUGAGCCUAGCUUCAUGGGUGACAUUCAGAAGGUUUCGAGCAAUAUCGGUCUUGGACCCGAUGCUGAUGAGGAUGAUGAUUAUGGAGAAGGAGAUGGCUCCAGUGACCGUGACGUACCGGUUACUAAAGACGCGCUCGAUAUUACUGCUCAGUCUGCGAAGCUCCAACUUGACAUGAUGGCGCAAGUUAACGCGGCAUUGCAAGCUGAGCAAGUGAAAACGCCUGGCCUUUCUAUAUCCGAUCCCAUCCCAACGGAAGCUUUUCAGACAUACGACUCCUCGAUCCGUAAUUUGAAAGGCCUUGUUGGCGAUCUCCUCAAGAUAUCUAAGGACAGGGAUGCUUAUUGGCAGUAUCGCCUUGAUAGAGAAGCAGACAUGCGACGCAUGUGGGAGGAGAGUAUGGCGCAAGUGGCACGGGAACAGGAGGUUCUCGAAGCUAGAGUUGGGGAAGCGGAAGAGAAGAGGAAGAUGACCAAGAGAGUGCUUCGCGAUGUAAUUGAGGGAAGUACUACUGUUAGCAGCCGGCCUGCUAGCCGAGGCGAUGGAGCGGGCGACCAGAAAUUUGACGAUGCUCCUGACGAAGUGUCUGACAAUGAGGGUGCCGUUGCUAGUCGUUUGAGACGCAAAUCUACCGCCAAAAGCUCGCUCCGGCGCAGGUCCCUCAUUGCAGAUAUUACGAACUUGUCAGAGACUGAAUCCGAGGACGACGAAGAGUUUUUCGAUGCUGUGGACGCGGGCGAGAUUGAGGUUGCCCAGAUGCAUGACCUCAAGCCAACUCUCAAGGAAAAGACAGAAAAGACCCAAACCGAAGGACUUGAUCUCACCCCUUCAUUCAAGGGUUAUGAAGACGGCAUCCGGAAGAGGCUUAAGAUGGAUGCUGAUGAUAGGCCGAAGAUAUCACUUUGGGGUAUUCUCAAAUCCAUGAUUGGCAAGGAUAUGACUAAGAUGACCCUUCCGGUAUCAUUCAACGAGCCAACUUCCCUACUUCAACGAUGCGCAGAGGAUAUGGAGUAUACCGACCUACUUGACAUUGCUGCGGAUCGGGUUGACUCCGCUGAGCGCAUGGCCUAUGUUGCCGCAUUUGCUGCGAGUGAAUAUGCUUCUACAAUCGGUCGUGUAGCAAAACCGUUCAAUCCACUUCUAGGAGAGACAUUCGAGUACGCACGGCCCGAUAAGAAUUAUCGCUUCUUCAUCGAACAAGUCAGCCAUCAUCCGCCAAUUGGUGCCGCAUGGGCGGAAUCUCCAAGAUGGACAUAUUACGGCGAAUCUGCCGUCAAGUCCAAGUUUUAUGGCAAAUCCUUUGAUAUCAAUCCGCUUGGUACUUGGUUUCUAAAACUACGUCCAAAUGACGGGAGCGAAGAAGAGCUCUAUACCUGGAAGAAAGUCACCUCAUCGGUGAUAGGGAUUAUUAUCGGCUCGCCCUCUGUUGACAAUUACGGCCCGAUGGAGGUCAAAAACUGGACAACUGGAGAAGUCUGUGUCUUGGAUUUCAAACCUCGGGGAUGGAAAGCCUCAAGCGCGUAUCAAAUUAGUGGGCGGGUGAACGACGCCAAAGGACAAACCCGCUUCAGCAUGGGCGGACGCUGGAACAGUAAGAUCUACGCCCGCCUCACUCCCGGCUAUGAAUCUAUCCCCGAAGAACCUAAGUCCGGAGAAAUACAUCGUCGUGGCUCCAAUCUAGAGCCAGCUCAAGCGUUCCUAGUCUGGGAAGCCAAUCCUCGGCCUUCGGGCAUCCCAUUCAAUCUCACCCCAUUCGUCGUAACGCUCAAUGAUAUCAACGACAACCUUCGCCCGUGGCUUCCGCCUACAGACACUAGACUUCGACCCGAUCAGCGGGCUAUGGAGGAUGGAGAAUAUGACUUCGCUGCUACAGAGAAGAACCGUGUGGAGGAGAAACAACGCGCUAGAAGGCGGGUGAGAGAGGCAAAUGGCGAAGAGUUCCAGCCCAUGUGGUUUAGCAAGACAAAGUGUCCAAUCACGGGAGAAGCGUAUUGGAAAUUCAACGGGAACUAUUGGACUGAGAGGCAAAAGGCUUUGACUGGUGAGGCAUGGAGUGGGGUGGAAGAUAUAUUUUAG
This is a messenger RNA of Venustampulla echinocandica, 3744 nucleotides long. RefSeq lists its product as uncharacterized. Lineage: Eukaryota; Fungi; Ascomycota; Leotiomycetes; Helotiales; Pleuroascaceae. The record is from RefSeq and is a predicted model, not a curated record. The transcript is spliced from 3 exons. The coding region runs from base 1 to 3744 and encodes 1247 amino acids. Gene Ontology annotation, biological process: maintenance of cell polarity; endocytosis; exocytosis. Gene Ontology annotation, cellular component: membrane; nuclear envelope; intracellular membrane-bounded organelle. Gene Ontology annotation, molecular function: sterol binding; protein binding.